CACGUGGCGUCUGAGUCGGCCGGACGUGGGAGCUGCUUUCUCCUCCGCCACCAUGAAGCGGCCUAAAUUAAAAAAAGCAAGUAAGCGCAUGACAUGUCACAAGCGGUUUAAAAUCCAGAAAAAGGUACGAGAGCAUUACCGAAAAGUGAGGAAGGAAGCCAAGAAACGUGGUCGAAAAAAGCCAAAGAAAGAUCCUGGUGUGCCCAACAGUGCCCCCUUCAAAGAGGCCCUUCUUCGGGAAGCUGAGCAAAGAAAGCAGCAGCUUGAAGAACUAAAGGAGAAGCAGAAACUUAACAAACGUAAGGAGCAAGGACAGAAACGAAAACGGGAUGAAAACGAUGUUGCUUCAUCAAAGACAGAACCAGCAGAAAGGGAAUUUGUGGGAAGAAAGGCAAAGCUAUCUUGCAGGACAGUCAAGCAAGGUUCAAAAAAAUCAUUUUGUAGAGAACUUCAAAAGGUGAUUGAGGCCUCAGAUAUUCUACUGGAAGUUUUGGAUGCCAGAGAUCCGUUAGGAUGUAGAUGUCCCCAGGUGGAACAAGUCAUUACGCAGACAGGAGGGAACAAAAAACUGUUGCUUGUCUUGAAUAAAACAGAUCUGGUGCCAAAGGAAAACUUGAAUAAAUGGGUCCAUUGUUUGAAGAAAGAAUUCCCUACAGUUGUUUUUAGAGCCUCAGCAUUUGAAAAGGAAAAGCUAAGACUGCCAGGGAAGAAGAAGCUGGACCUCAGCAGGCAUGGCACGUGCUUGGGUGGAAAGAGCCUUUUGACACUCCUCAGUGAUUUUUGCAAGACUCAAAACAAGGCCAUUCGGGUUGGUGUGAUUGGUUUUCCAAAUGUGGGCAAAAGCAGUAUAAUCAAUAGUUUAAAACAAGCAUAUGUGUGUCAUACUGGACCAGCCAUGGGUCUUACAAGAUCCAUGCAAAUUGUCCACAUUGACAAGAGUAUCACGAUGUUAGAUAGUCCAAGUAUUAUUGCAUCUCCUUCUAACUCUGCAGUUGCUCUUGCUUUGAGAAGUCCCACAAAUAUUGAAAAAAGAGAUCUACUUGAUUCAGUAACUACAGUCGUGGAACACUGCAAUAAACCGCAGCUAAUGUUACGGUACAACAUCCCCAGCUAUAGAGAUUCUCAAGAAUUUUUGACUCUGCUAGCACAGAAGAGAGGGAUGAUGCGGAAAGGCGGCCUACCCAAAGUGGAGGAGGCUGCUAAAUUUUUCUGGUCUCAUUGGACAGGCCCAAAAAUGAGUUACUAUUGUCAGGCGCCUCCAUCAUUGACUCUUCCUCCACAUCUUACUGAGAGUAUUGUAGGAGAUAUGCAGCAGGGUCUUAAUCUAGAGGAGCUGGAAAAAAACAACGUGGGUACCAUUAAAGCCAUCAGGUGUCCCAGGUUUUCAAGCAGCAUGCUAUUCCAAUGCACUGGUCUAACUAAUGGCAUAACAGAGGAGGGGGACGUGCCUGAGGAACCGCUGAGACAGGAAGAGAAUGAAGAUGAAGAGGAGGAUUUUCUAAAUGAAGAAGAGGAUGAGGACAGUGAUGAUGAAAAUGAUGUUGAUGAAAGAAGCAGAUUAGGGACCAAAAGACUUAAAGUUGAAGAAGUACCAUUGGAAGAAGAGCUCCAGCCAGGUAAAAAGUUUGGUGCUGGAGCAGAAGAAAAAUCUUUUCAUGUGGAUAAGAUGAUAGAGGAAGACGAUGACACUUAUAAUUUUAAUACAGAUUAUGUUUAAUGAAACCUAGUCCCUUACGAACUUCCUGAACUGUUGUUUAACUUGAUUGUGGAAUUAUCUUGAUACAAGAUACUGUGUGUGUGUGUAUAUAUAUAUAUACUGCAGCAAAAAAUGGGUUAUGGUGUGAGAAACAUGUACAGUAAUAAAUAUUUGUAAAUAUGUAAAAACUUUUGGACAAAUGGGUAAACAGGAUGUCCAUUUUUUUUCUUUUGCAGACGUGAACUGUGAACUGAUGAAAGACAGUACUUGUUAUAAAAUAAAUACUUUGUCACCCCUGACUCAUUUGUAUCAUUUAGGCUUCAUAAUAGUAUCCUAAGGCAUAAUCCCUGUUUCACAAAUCAAGAAAUCGAGGUUCAGGUUAAGUGACUUGUCUGACACUGGCACAACUGGUCCUAACAGAGUCAUUCUUAAGGCCAAAGAAUAGAUAAUUUGAAGAUAACUGUUUUUGAAUUUUAUUUUUAGAACAAGAUGAAAAACCAUCGUUAAAUAAUGAUUUAGUAUUGGAGAAUUCUAACUUAAGUCACCAAAACUAGGAAGCAUAACUUUCUAAAAGAAACAAGAAACUAACUUAGCAUAUUCUAAAAACUAACUUAAAAUAGAAUGUAAACAUGCUUCAGGUGGGUUUCAUGCAAAGUAAAGUGUCAUGUACAAAGCCACAGGUUACAGGAGUAGAAAAACAGCAUUUAACUAGCUGCAAGAUGGCCCAUCAGUCCUAGGGAAGGUAUACCAUUCCCUCUGCUGGUCAAAUUCUCUCUGUAGUAGCAACAAAAAUUAACUAUUAAAAUACAUUUUCUCAAGUAAGGCAGGUGUAAAUUGGCAUUCAUAUUAUAGUUGAAACUUAUGAGAAACUUGUUA
Molecule: messenger RNA, 2572 nt
Organism: Trichosurus vulpecula (common brushtail)
Lineage: Eukaryota; Metazoa; Chordata; Mammalia; Diprotodontia; Phalangeridae
Gene: GNL3
Product: G protein nucleolar 3
Exons: 15
Coding region: 53-1717 (554 amino acids)
Cellular component (GO): nucleolus
Molecular function (GO): GTP binding
Source: RefSeq, a predicted model, not a curated record